Messenger RNA from Calidris pugnax (ruff), 1443 nucleotides. RefSeq names its product ribonuclease P/MRP 25kDa subunit-like (gene RPP25L). Gene Ontology annotation, cellular component: ribonuclease MRP complex. The record is from RefSeq and is a predicted model, not a curated record. NCBI's taxonomy places the organism in Eukaryota, Metazoa, Chordata, Aves, Charadriiformes, Scolopacidae. Bases 72 to 632 code for a protein of 186 amino acids. Gene Ontology annotation, biological process: tRNA 5'-leader removal. The transcript is spliced from 2 exons. Gene Ontology annotation, molecular function: RNA binding.
GCCUGCGCGCUCUGUGCGCCGGCCGCCAUCUUGUGGCGAGGGGCGCGCUGAGGCGGCCGCAGCACUGCAGAAUGGAGAAUUACAAGAAGACCAAAAUUGUGGAGAAACCGUGUCCCCUUCCUUUCACCGACCUGCCUCCUGAUAUUAUUGAAAUGAAAGUGAAGGAUGGGAGCAAAAUCAGAAAUCUGAUGGGCUAUGCCAUCGGCAAGAUGGAGCUGGACUCGGUGAGGCAGAUCCUUUUCACUGGCUCGGGCAAGGCCGUCAGCAAGACCAUCACCUGUGUGGAGAUCAUGAAGCGAAGGCUCAAAGAGCUGCACCAGAUCACCAAAGUGCUCUUCAAACAGAUCGAAGAGAUCUGGGAGCCCAUUGUGCCUGAGGCAGGCCUGGAUGCCUUGACGGUGAAGAGAAACAUUCCUGCCAUAUGUGUCCUGCUCAGCAAAGAUGCCCUCAACCCUCAGGAGCCGGGAUACCAGGCUCCGGGCUCUUUCGACACCUUCUGGGUCGAGACUCUUAAAGCAGAGUCCCAGGGCCAAAUGAAGAGGAAGCAGGGAGGAGGCAGGGGGGCUGCCAGCACGGGGAAGCACCCUCGCUCGGCUGGAGGAGCACCUGGAGAACCCUGCCCCAAGUCUUGAGGCGCCGCCGCGCCGCCUUUUGGGUGUAGUUUGGGGGAAUUUGUGGAAACAAGCCAGCUGCUGUGGCUGGAAAGCUGCUGCUGAACACGGGGGCUUGCGGAGUUGUUAGGGGAGGGCAGGAGAAGUUAACUGUUUGCCGAUGGACGUGAUUGUAGCUGUCUGAAACUUGUGUCUCGACACCUUCCCUCGUCGAAGGCCGCUGGGCUGCGCUCCGUAGCCUGCGGUUCAGGGAGGACGGGAGCGUCUCAGCUUGAGCAAGGGCCGUGGGCAUCUCCUCAGGGAGCCCUGAUGGCAGAGGGGGGUUUUGGCUGCUCGGGGCAGCGCGGUAGCCCAGGCAGCAGGCACAUGUGCCCGCUGGUGUGGCCAGUGGAGGUGGCUCCUGCUGCGGUGCGGAGGGGAGGUGGGACUCGACGUGGACUCCCCCGGCUGCCACCUGCGUCACCGGAGCUCAGCUCAUCGGGGCACGGGGGCUGCUUUGGCCACUUCUUCUCUGCCUCAAAGUCCAUCUGCUGCCAAGUCUGUUGGGUGGUGUGAGCGUGGGGCUGCAGUGGCACAGCUCCUGCCUGGGGCUGCAUGCACAUUGCACCCUUUCUGUCCUCCUCGUGCCUUGGUGGUGGAGCUGACAGCUACACCUCUCCCCACCGAGGUGGCAGGCACAGGCUCGGGGCAUAACCAGCCUGAAAUCCUGCAGCUGCGCCGGUGCCCUGGGGGUGUUGGUAACGGUAAGGUCCAGAGGACCCUGUUCUUUCCCCUUUCCGCUCCUUUUCGAUGCGCACAGAUGGGCUUGAAAUAAAGUUUCCUCUUCAUGCAA